Molecule: messenger RNA, 1073 nt
Organism: Arabidopsis arenosa
Lineage: Eukaryota; Viridiplantae; Streptophyta; Magnoliopsida; Brassicales; Brassicaceae
Source: the annotation of a GenBank genome assembly
AAGUAAGCGUGAACAUAAUAAAGGCCCAAGCUAUUUGUCAUUGUCUCUGACUUUCUUUGACAGUGUCUCUUCUUCCGUUGCUUCAAUGGCGAAAGACGGACCUAACUGGGACGGUCUGCUUAAAUGGAGCCUCUCUCACUCUGAUGGUACUCGACCUACUCGCCAGUUAAGUGAGGAAGAUCGAAAAUGGUUUGCAGAGGCUAUGCAGUCGCAAACUGUAGAUGUAGUCAAGCGGUUGAAGGAGAUAACACAAGUAAUGCAGACACCUCAACAAGUUUUGGAGGCUCACCAAGUAACCUCUAAAGAUAUUGAAGGUUUGCUGGAUGAGUUGCAGGAACAUGUUGAAUCAAUUGACAUGGCUAAUGAUCUUCAUUCCGUUGGAGGCUUGGUACCUCUUCUUGGCUACCUCAAAAACUCCAAUGCUAAUAUUCGGGCUAAGUCUGCAGAUGUCAUAAGCACAAUAGUUGAGAACAACCCUCGGAGUCAAGAAUCGGUUAUGGAAGCCAAUGGUUUAGAGUCAUUGCUUUCGAACUUUACUUCAGACACCGAUAUGCAUUCUCGAACACAGGCGCUCGGUGCAAUAUCAUCUUUGAUUCGCAAUAAUCAAACUGGUAUCGCUGGUUUCCGAACUGCAAAUGGUUACACUGGUUUAAGAGAUGCUUUGGAAUCUGAUAGUGUGAGAUUUCAAAGGAAAGCUUUAAAUUUGUUGCAUUAUCUUCUACAAGAGAAUGACUCAGACUCCGAUAUUGCUAUAGAACUCGGGCUUCACCAUUUGAUGAUGCACCUCGUGGCUAGCUUCGAUGCUGAUGUAAGAGAAGCUGCUCUUCGAGGAUUGCUUGAGCUCGUGAAAGCUAGAAAAGACUGUAGUACUUGUGGUUCUAGCAUAGUGAAAGGCGAUGAGAGACUGAGACAGAUACUAAAAGAUCGGAUCAAAGCAAUCAGCUUGUUUAUGUCACAAGAAGAUCUCUCAGCUACUAAAGAGGAGAGACAGCUCUUAGAUUCACUAUGGACCACAUUCUACAACGAACCUUCUUCCUUAUAUCAUGAGUAAGCACUAAAACCGUAUUUUAUGU